AUGGCGCCCUCAAUCUGGGAAAAGACCAAAGGGACCUCGAAAAAGGGCUUUGAUAAGGCAUGGCAUACUCUCGACAAAUUGGGGGACCCUGUGAAUCGCUUGUCCAAUAAGGUUGGUGCCGAAGCCUUCUGGCCGAUGACCCUGGACAGAGAAAGCGACAAGGCAGCUCGCAUAUUACGAAGCUUUUGCAAAGAUGGUUUCUACGCCGAUGAUGAGGCCGAAAAACAAAGCACAGAUGCUGUGAAGAGUGGCAAAAUAGAUCGCCCCAAGGGCAAGCAACGAGUUAUAAAGAAGAUCCCCACGGAGGUCAUCCAGCGCGCUAAAGGUCUCGCCAUCUUUACCACGAUGCGUACGGGUCUCUGGCUCAGCGGCUCGGGGGGAAGUGGCGUCCUCUUGGCUAGAAUCCCCGAGACCGGUGAAUGGAGUCCUCCCUCGGGUAUCAUGCUUCAUACCGCCGGCAUUGGCUUUCUAGCGGGCGUUGAUAUCUAUGACUGCGUGGUCGUGAUCAAUACGUAUGAGGCGCUAGAAGCAUUCAAGAAGGUUCGCUGUACAUUGGGUGGGGAAGUUAGCGCAGCCGCAGGUCCAGUGGGCAUGGGAGGUGUACUAGACUCUGAGGUUCACAAGCGCCGAGCUCCCAUAUGGACCUACAUGAAAAGUCGAGGCCUGUAUGCAGGCGUCCAGGUAGAUGGAACGAUCAUUAUUGAGCGCACCGACGAGAACGAGCGUUUCUAUGGUGAGCGCAUAUCCGUGACGGAUAUCUUGGCUGGGAAAGCAAAACGUCCUCCGACAUCGAUUAAAACCCUCAUCCAGACCGUCAAGGCGGCCCAGGGCGAUAAGGAUGUCGAUGAAAGUCUGGUUCCUGCUCCGGGAGAACCAACUCCUGGGGAUGUAGAAGUACUACCGACCUCUGGUAGUUCUUCUCCUCCUGGCAAGUUUGGAAUUCCGGCUCCGGAUGACCCGGAUCCUUUCGGCGUCAAAGCUUUGGAGGCCGAGGGCCUCUUUAUUCGCGAAGCCGGCACCAAAACUCGUCCACGUGUGGAUAGCUUUGAAUUUCGACCCAGCCCUAACAGCCCUAUUUAUUCGACCUUCCGCCACAGCGUUGAUAGUUCACCACGCAACAGUUGGCGGGCUAGUGUACAGAGCUACUCCAGUAUCGACAGAGGUACUCAAACCGACGAACCCCCACUGACGGCCCCGACUACUAUCAGCCGCGCCUCAUCCCGGAGUAAUCGAGAUUUUACGGAACGCUCGGAGAAAAACCCAUGGGAUCAUGAGGAGCGUGGAUGGGAAACUAUUAUCCCAGAGCACCCAGUGGAGCACUCUCACAAUGCCACCCAUGACGGCGACGAUGGCCUAGUGGACGAUGACGUUGAAAUACACGAGGUCAGCAGUGUCACAGUCACGAAAUGCGACAGUUUCCCUUCUUCGCCCGUUGAAGAUUUGACCUCAACGAGCCCCAAGCGUCAAUCACCUACCUUCACUCGUGCGCGACUAGUGACAAUCCCCAAGAGGACUCCUCCUGCAUUGCCGCCGCGAAAUCCUACCGGGGAGGCUAUGGGUCAAUGUCAACUCCAGUCUCACCUACUGCUGGUCCUCCGUCCCCUAGCAAGCGAGCUGCCUCUGGACGUAAAGAUCGACGCGUCUAGUAUUUCAUCUACUGAGGCUUCUCACCUCCAUCAGAAUGACAAUGUCGACAAGGAUGAAUUUCAUUCUAUCUCGACCGUCGGCACAUCCGACUCGGCGUCGGAUGGGGGCUUCAGUGCCAAAGAUGCUUCGGUCACCGGCACUAGUCCCUCGAAGACCGAAGACACUUACCACACUUUUGAUGAUAUAACCGGCAACACCCUUUCCAAGCUUCAGCCUCGUCACCCAUCGGACGUCGCAAAACCAACCGCCACGGAAUUAGAACACUCAACAACCAUCACCGAACAUCACUACAAAUCUGCAAUGCAUUCUUCACUUGCCUAG
Messenger RNA from Aspergillus nomiae NRRL 13137, 1968 nucleotides. Its product is annotated as lipid-binding SYLF domain-containing protein. NCBI's taxonomy places the organism in Eukaryota, Fungi, Ascomycota, Eurotiomycetes, Eurotiales, Aspergillaceae. Gene Ontology annotation, molecular function: phosphatidylinositol binding. The coding region runs from base 1 to 1968 and encodes 655 amino acids. The transcript is spliced from 2 exons. The record is from RefSeq and is a predicted model, not a curated record.